Conger conger (European conger) is the source of this 2455-nucleotide messenger RNA. RefSeq names its product chloride anion exchanger-like. Gene Ontology annotation, biological process: transmembrane transport. Gene Ontology annotation, molecular function: bicarbonate transmembrane transporter activity; sulfate transmembrane transporter activity; oxalate transmembrane transporter activity. NCBI's taxonomy places the organism in Eukaryota, Metazoa, Chordata, Actinopteri, Anguilliformes, Congridae. The coding region runs from base 135 to 2411 and encodes 758 amino acids. Gene Ontology annotation, cellular component: membrane. The record is from RefSeq and is a predicted model, not a curated record. The transcript has 21 exons.
GACAUUUUGGAGAUUCCCAGUCCUCAGAUGGUAAUUCAGUAUGGAGUAGCUACUACAAGGAAGCAUCAGAACUUCAUUCUCACCAGCUCCAGUGAACAUCUUCCUCAACACAAGCUGCGAAAGACUGGCUUACGAUGAUGCAACCUUUAGCAAAUCAGUAUGCUGUCAGUAGGCCAGUUUACUCCGAGGAUGCUUUUGUUAACCAAUACCAAAAGAUCGCCAGGCACCAUAAGAGCCAGCUGGAUCACGUGAAGGAGUACCUUACCUGUGAUUCUAAGCGAGCAAAGAAUGCUGCUCUUUCCCUGUUUCCUUUCAUUGGAUGGAUGAGAAUCUAUCGCAUCAAAGAGUGGCUUCUGAGUGACAUGUUGUCUGGAGUCAGCACUGGACUCGUUGCCGUUCUUCAAGGCCUUGCAUUCUCCCUGCUGGCCGAGCUUCCUGCUUCCUAUGGGCUGUUCACAGCCUUCUUCCCAGUGCUGGUCUACUUCUUCCUCGGCACCUCCAGACACAUCUCAGUGGGUUCUUUCCCUGUUCUAAGUCUGAUGGUGGGUACAGUAGUGACUCGAAUAGUACCGGGUGAGAGUCCCGAGGCCAACAUCACCACCACCAUCACCAUCCCAGGCUUUGAGGGGCUGUCCCUUGAGCAGCAGAGGGUUGUGGUGGCAGCUUCUGUCACUUUCCUCAUGGGAGUAUUUCAGUUGGCUAUGGGGGUGCUCCAGGUGGGGUUCAUUGUGAUGUACCUGUCGGACACACUGAUUUCUGGGUUCACCACAGCAGCUGCAAUCCACAUCCUGGUGUCACAGCUGAAGUUUGUGUUGGCGCUCCCAGUGAAGUGCCCAAAUGGACCUCUCGCCAUCAUCUGUGUGAGUUUGCAGAUAUUUAGUCAAAUCACGGACACCAACAUUGCUGACCUGGUGAUUUCCAUCAUCAUAAUUUUGGUGGUGUUCGUCGUAAAGGAACUCAAUGACAAGUUCAAGGCCAAGCUCCCUGUGCCCAUCCCCAUAGAGGUCAUUGUGACUAUUGUUGUUUGCGGACUUUCCUACGGAUUCAAUUUUGAAGAAAAGUUUGGUGUAGAGGUUCUAGGUCAAAUGCAAUCGGGUUAUGAGGCACCAAUGGCUCCCAAUAGUGAGGUGCUACAAAUGAGCGCAGUGGAGGCCUUUCCCAUGGCGAUUGUUGGCUUUGCUGUGGCUUUUUCUGUAGCAAAGGUCUACUCUAUCAAACACGACUACAUCAUUGACGGAAACCAGGAGCUUAUUGCUUUCGGAGUGAGCAAUAUCUUUGGAGCUUCCUUCAGGUCGUUUGCAGCGAGCACAGCUCUCUCCAGGAGUGCUGUGCAGGAAAGCACUGGAGGCAAAACCCAGGUUGCUGGAUUAAUCUCCGCGAUGAUGGCAAUGAUUGUUACCAUGUGGAUUGGGUUCUUACUAGAGCCACUGCCCAAGUCAGUGCUGGGGGCACUGGUCGUUGUCAAUCUGAAGGGGAUGCUGAUGCAGUUUCGAGAGAUCCCUUACCUUUGGCGGAAGGACCGGCCUGACUGUGUGGUGUGGAUUGCUACCUGUAUCCUCGCCGUCCUGUUGGGGCUGGACCUGGGUCUGGCUGCAGGUGUGGGGGUAGAGCUACUCACUGUAGUUAUCAGGACUCAGUUUAAUCGCUGUUGUGUCCUGGCCAACAUAAAGGGAACGGAUAUCUAUAAAGACCGCAAGGAUUACCUUAAUGUUUAUGAACCAGAAGGAGUGAAGAUCUUCAGAAUUCCUGCACCAAUCUUCUUUGCCAACAUUGAGUUCUUCAAGGGAAAAUUGAUUGAAUCUGUAGGAUUUAACCCCCUGCGAAUACUGCGGAAGAGGAACAAGGCCCUGCGGAAGAUCAAGAAGCUCCUGAAGAAUGGGGAGCUGCAGAUAACGGAGAAAGGACUGCUGCACACAGGCUCAGCUCCUUUAGAGGAGUCGGAGGAUGAGAGCAACAUGGAGGAACUGGAUCAGCCUAUUGACUUCAAGAACCUUCCCAUCCAGGUCAACUGGAACGCUGAACUUCCUGCCAACAUCUGCGUCCCCAAGGUUGACAUCCACAGCGUGAUCCUGGACUUUGCGGCAGUCUCGUUCCUUGACAUCUCUGCACUGAAGGGCCUCAAAACGAUAUUGAAAGAGUUCAUCCGAGUGGAUGUGGCGGUCUACAUUGUAGCAUGUGAUGUGUACAUCCUGGAGAAGCUGCACAGCUGCAAGUUCUUUGACGACGAGAUCAAGACGUCCAUCUUCUUCCUCACUCUCCAUGAUGCCGUGCUGCAUAUUCUAGAGAAACACCCAGACCAAUCAGAGGGAAGGCUGAUAUAUGACAAGGAUUUUUUCCAGAAUCACCUCUACAGGAACAGUAUGCCCUGCUUGAGGAGCAGGGACAAAGGGGACACAGAGAGCAGAUUGUAGAAAGGACGGCCGCUGUCCACAUCCUGUACGGGCAGGACCAACUU